CGCGGAUUGACCACUCCUUUGGGGCUUUUUUUUCCUUGGAUAUCUAAGGGGGGGAAGCUAAUCCACAAUCAUGACUGACGCGCAGCAAGAGGCCCGCUCCUACCUGAGCGAUGAAAUGCUGGCUGAGUUCAAGGCCGCCUUCGACAUGUUCGACACCGACGGUGGCGGUGAUAUCAGCACCAAGGAGUUGGGCACCGUGAUGAGGAUGUUGGGACAAAACCCAACGAGGGAGGAGCUGGAUGAGAUCAUCGAGGAGGUGGACGAGGACGGCAGCGGUACCAUCGACUUCGAGGAGUUCUUGGUCAUGAUGGUGAGGCUGCUCAAGGAGGACCAGGCCGGCAAGAGCGAGGAAGAGUUGGCGGAGUGCUUCCGUGUUUUUGACAAGAACGCUGACGGCUACAUCGACAAAGAGGAAUUCUCCCUGAUCAUCCGCAGCACCGGUGAGCCCAUCACGGAGGAGGAGAUCGAUGAGCUGAUGAAGGACGGCGACAAGAACGGCGACGGCAUGCUGGACUUUGACGAAUUCCUCAAGAUGAUGGAGAAUGUGCAGUAAAAGCAGACAUGCUCAUGGACGUUCCUCCUUCACCCAUGUGAAUCCCCCCGCAGUCGAAUUUAUCUGAGCCCCUCACGCUGUUCACCCAGGAUCAAUUCAGUCUCCGUCCUCAGUCACCCUAAACCGAAAGAUUUUGCACCCUGAAGAGAAGAGGAGGACGGGGGUCUUUCUUGGUUGGACGGGCUCAACUCUUUAGCGCAUCCAGACAGCUCACGGACGCCGUAUCGAGAUGAAGUCUGAAAAGGACGACUGCGGCUGUUCCCUUUCACGGACCACAGCCCAGUAAGAACCCCCAACCACCUCGUUUUCUUCCAGCUCUACUCUAGAUGUAGAAAAGCAACCCAGUACUUAGACCAAUUCAUCGAACACCACGUCACUGUACAAAGAAGUUACCUGAUUGAGUAGAGAAAUAGAGAAUAAAUGAACUGACAACAUGCUCACUUGUAGUCGGUCAUA
Molecule: messenger RNA, 1009 nt
Organism: Phycodurus eques (leafy seadragon)
Lineage: Eukaryota; Metazoa; Chordata; Actinopteri; Syngnathiformes; Syngnathidae
Product: troponin C, skeletal muscle
Exons: 6
Coding region: 71-553 (160 amino acids)
Cellular component (GO): myosin II complex
Molecular function (GO): calcium ion binding
Source: RefSeq, a predicted model, not a curated record